AACUCCUUCUAGAGCUUUCCAAGAGAAAAACUUUCCGCCAAAAAGUAAUGGGAAUUCUUAACAUAAAUCUAGACCCUUCUAUUUACAGAACGGUCCAGAUCUUUAUAUAAAUUAAUCUUCCUCCUCACACGCGCCGUCGCACGCUAAAAUCCACAGUCACUCCCACACAUCUCCACAAUCUAUAGCUCAAAUUCGAUAACAAUGGCAAGAUUGGGCGAAGGAGACAAGCGAUGGAUCGUGGAAGACCGCUCCGACGGAACCAACGUCCACAAUUGGCACUGGGCCGAAACUAAUUGCCUCGAGUGGUCUAGGAAAUUCCUCGAGAACCUUCUGUGCGACAAGACCCUCCUCUCCGGCGAGGGCAAUCUCUACAUAAAGACUAAGAAGGUCGAGAAGCUCGACGGAGAAGCAUACGUUAAUGUUCGCAAGGGGAAGAUUAUUCCCGGCUACGAGUUGAAUUUGGUUGUCUCCUACGAGGCGGAGGCCAAAGAUUCCGAUGGGAAAUCGAUUUUGAAAACCGAGGGUUCUGUCGAAGUUCCCUACAUCUCCGAUGAGAACGCCGGCGAGGAUCCGGAUUUGAGAAUCACUAUUAAAGACGAUGGGCCGAUUGGGAAAACGUUGAAGGAAGCAUUUGUUGCCAAGGGGAAACCCUUUGUUUUUGAGAAAAUUAGGGCAUACGUUGACGCAAUGGCGAAAGGCGGGCCUGCUAAGGAGGAUUUGGAAGUGAAGAAAGUUUCCGUGAAGAAACCUGGUUCUGAGUCUGCUGCUGGGAGUAAUAAUGCGGCGGCGGCUGCUGCGCCCGUGAAGGAGGUGAAGAAGAAGGUGGAGAAGAGAAAGGAGGGGUUUAAGACGAUAACGAUGAGCGAGAAGUUUAGCUGUCGAGCGAGGGAUCUGUUUGAGAUUUUAAUGGAUGAAAAUAGGUGGAGAGGGUUUACACAGAGCAAUGCGAGGAUCAGUAAGGAGGUGGGUGGAGAGUUCAGCAUUUUUGAUGGAUCAGUGACGGGGAAGAACCUCGAGUUGCAGGAGGGGAAGCUCAUUCUUCAGCAAUGGAGAUUUGGGAGCUGGCCUGAUGGCGUCAUGUCCACGGUAAGGCUCACUUUUGAUGAGCCCGAAUCUGGGGUGACCGUCGUCAAGCUCACUCACACCGAUGUACCAGAGGAAGACAGGUACGGCAAUGCAACUGUGGUUGAAAACACUGAGAGAGGAUGGAGGGAUCUCAUCUUCCACAAAAUACGGGCUGUUUUUGGCUUCGGCAUUUAGAAUAUACUAUAUGCUUUGAAUCGAUUGUGGAACUAUGUUGUGUUCUUUUUUCACUUGACAACCCGAAUGUGGGAUUAGUUACCGGACCAAAUUAUGUUGUUGCCAUCAAACUGAUGAUUGAUUGAUAUAAUCUUAUGAAGAACUGUUUGAUCA
Molecule: messenger RNA, 1413 nt
Organism: Salvia miltiorrhiza (redroot sage)
Lineage: Eukaryota; Viridiplantae; Streptophyta; Magnoliopsida; Lamiales; Lamiaceae
Exons: 3
Coding region: 202-1260 (352 amino acids)
Biological process (GO): positive regulation of ATP-dependent activity; protein folding
Cellular component (GO): cytosol
Molecular function (GO): ATPase activator activity; protein-folding chaperone binding
Source: RefSeq, a predicted model, not a curated record